This is a messenger RNA of Naumovozyma castellii, 798 nucleotides long. RefSeq lists its product as uncharacterized. Lineage: Eukaryota; Fungi; Ascomycota; Saccharomycetes; Saccharomycetales; Saccharomycetaceae. The transcript has a single exon. The record is from RefSeq and is a predicted model, not a curated record. The coding region runs from base 1 to 798 and encodes 265 amino acids.
AUGGAUUCCAGAGUUGCUCAUCUAGAUUCACGUUCUCUUGAUGAUGAAUUACGCAAGACAUUCUGGAAGCAGCUUCAAUCUGUGUUUCCUGAUAGCAGAUUCGAGGAUGAAUUGAAAGUAGUGUUAGAUACUUUAAUCUUUGUAUGUGCUUCCAAGUAUAUUCCAAUGAAUGGUUCCACUUCCACAUACGGGUCAAGGUUAAGUGGUACACUGUUUAAGGCUAGAAGAAGAACGUUAUACCUGAUAACAAUACUGUCUGGAUAUGCAAGAAAGAAACUUUCUCAUCUUUUAUUUUCCACCAACGGCCAUGCAUUGAGCCAGAAAUGCUAUAGAGUUCUUAAAAUUCUUUAUGAUCUCUUUGAUUUCUAUAAUAUUUCCCUAUUUCUUUCGUCACCACAAGGGACAGGGAAGAAGUAUCUUUCGCCACUGCAUCGAAUUCUGAAUGUAAAAUCAGUUAGUGAUAUUACAAAUCCGUCGACAUAUUAUCAAGAGACAGCGAUGGGGGCAACAGAAUAUCAAAAUAGACAACUAUUGUGGAAUGCAAUUCUUGAACUAUUCAACAAUACAUUAUUAACGAGUAGCAGAUUUUACUUGACUAACGGCUCCAAAAAAAAAAAGGUUGUGAGAUCAGGUAAUAAAGAGGUAUGUCAUAAAUGCCAGAAUUUUCCUUGUAAUCCAUACCUAAUAUCAUGUUGUUAUAAUUACUACUGUUACAUAUGUUCGCUCAAGGUUUUAAAAAGAGGAGAAUGUCCAGUAUGCAAGGAAAGCUAUAAUCUGAAAUUUACACCUUCAUAUUAA